Ctenopharyngodon idella (grass carp) is the source of this 1447-nucleotide messenger RNA. RefSeq names its product NAD(P)(+)--arginine ADP-ribosyltransferase 2-like. The transcript has 5 exons. The record is from RefSeq and is a predicted model, not a curated record. Gene Ontology annotation, molecular function: NAD+ poly-ADP-ribosyltransferase activity; NAD+-protein-arginine ADP-ribosyltransferase activity. NCBI's taxonomy places the organism in Eukaryota, Metazoa, Chordata, Actinopteri, Cypriniformes, Xenocyprididae. Bases 512 to 1309 code for a protein of 265 amino acids.
UGUCAACUAGGCAGCAGCGUUGGGAAGGAAUCUGGAGAAAUUCAUGCACAUUUCCUUGAUCAGAAUCUGCUCAUCAUGGUGUCGCACCUGUUUUCUGCUGGCACUGACAUGACAGGAAUCUGGAGAAAUUUAUGCACAUUUCCAUGAUCAGAAUCUGCUCAUCAUGGUGUCGCACCUGUUUUCUGCUGGCCCUGACAUGACAGGAAAGCAGAGUUUGGUUUGUCCUUUGUCAAACCACACAUUAACCAGUGUUGCAUUAGCUGAACAAUAGAGAUGAGCUGAUGCACCGUGACCACACUUCAGCGAUCUCAACACACAAACAAAGAUAUUUUCAGCAAUAUAAAAACUCCACCUACCUCAUCUCUUGGUUUGAAGGGUUGUUGUCGCCUGGUUGUGAGCGAAUGACUUUUCUGAUCUUCACUUCUCAUCUUUGAGCUCCUGAAAAAGAAGAUACACAGACAACAAUAUUCUAAGCAUCUGUUCUUCAUCUGAGGGGUUUGACUGAAUCAAGAUGCUGCUGAUCAUUGAAGCUCUUCUUCUCAUUUUAUCUGCUCUAGGACAGGAUCACAGAGAUGCUGUUGAAGGACAGAUAUAUCCACUGGAUAUGGCACCGAAUUCUGUUGAUGAUCAAUAUAAGGGCUGUAGAGAGAACAUGAAAAAACAGGUGGAGAGAAAGUAUCUGAAGAAGGAAACAUCUGACCCAGAAUCUGACUUGGCAUUUGCUUGGAAAGAUGCUGUAAAGAAACACAAGACACCAGGAGAUAACUUGACAAGAAAUCACUCAAUUGCCAUUUAUCUGUACACCAGCUCAGGUUUUGAAGUAUAUAAGAAUUUCAAUAAUGCUGUUCGUAAUGAUAAGAAAAAAUACAAAAACAGGACAUACGAAUGGUAUUCACUUUACUUUUUGUUAACAGACGCAAUACAGAUUCUGAAGAAAACACAAAAGAAAUGCUAUUCAACAUAUCGCGGAACAAAAAUGAAAUUUAAUAAGACUGUUCUGAAUAAAGAGGUUCGCUUCGGUUCAUUUACUUCUUCCUCUUUGAUUCUUAAGAGAACAAGCUUUUUUGGAAACGUAUCUUGUUUUAAAAUCCACACUUGUGAAGGUGCUGAUCUGACAAAAUAUUCUAAGCAUCCUGAGGAGAAAGAGGUGCUGAUUCCUCCUUAUGAGAAGUUUGAAGUCACUGCCGUCAGGACUAAAAGAGAUCAUAAAGAUCUCUGGUGUGAGACUGUGUUCAGUUUGAAAAGCUCUGGAACAAGAAGUGACCUGAACUGUGCUCUGUUCAAGAAACCAUUCAAGACAAAGUACUAAAGAUGGUACUGAAAAAAGCACAAUAUAAUCAUCAGUUCCAACAUUGUUUCUUUUGGUUUAGUUCGAUUAUUCUUUGUCAGAAAACACAAUUUGUUUAAUUUCAACAUAAUGAAAUAAAGUUAUUUUUAAGUGACCCAA